AUGGGUGGCUGGGAACUCUUAACCAAAGCGCAGUUCGAUCCUGCUCAUUAUCGAUGGGAAAUCACUGCAGGACAGUUGGCUGCAGUUGGAGCGGAAGGUCUUAUCAAAGUGUUCGUGCACAGCAGUUUCGAGGAUCGGAACACUCAAACUCUCAUGAUACGAUGGCAACUGUUCUUCAAUGAAGAACUUCGUUCAAGCUUGGGCGUGCUUGACGAUGACGUGACGGUGAAUGUAAUGGAUGUCGGCUAUUUCGACGGCCUAUCAGCGCUAGUAAAAUCAAAGCCACUCAGUUCCAUCAACAAUUACUUGAUGUGGCGAUUGGUGUCGACAUUUGAUAUGUACCUACCCAUGCAGUACCGUCGUCCAGCACAAAAGUUCUAUGCCAGCGUGUUUGGCACCACAGCCGAGGCCGAAGAAAUGAUAGCAGAUCUGAAACGAUCAAUGGAGAGAGUCCUUCUGGACGCAGAUUGGAUGGACGAUACGGUCAAGAAAGUUGCGCUUAGAAAACUGAAGAAUAUGCGCUACAAAACUGGUUUUCCAAAUAUGAUGAGAGAUGAAAUCGCUGUACUCAAGCUCUACGAAGGGGUGAAGAUGGAAGCCGACCACUACUUCGAUAACGCUCUACAAUUAAAGAAGUUGGCAAUAAGGCAUGGCUUAAAUCGCCUUCACAACCCUCCAUCUAAGGACGAGUGGGUUUCUCCUGUAAUUGCUGUCGACGCUUAUCAUUACUUCACUGGGAAUGAAAUAAUUUUUCCGGCCGCAAUUUUGCAAUUUCCGAUGUUCGUACCCGAAGCUCCGGUCUACGUCAAUUAUGCGGCCAUCGGUUUCGGCAUAGGGCACGAAAUUACUCACGGAUACGAUGACCUCGGAUCACAGUACGACGAAAUUGGCAAUUUGAGAGCUUGGUGGGAUCGGCGUACGUUGGCGAUGUUUCAGAAGAAGCGGGAGUGCUUCAUUACGCAGUAUAGCAACCAGGCGUACAAAAUGAGAUGUUUGCUUGAAGAAGACACCCUGGCGUUGCCGGGAUUGUCGUUCUACUCACCGGAACAGUUAUUCUUCAUCGCAUUUGCUAAUAUAUGGUGUGAAAAAGUGAAACCGUCAGCAUUAAACUACACCAUGGAAACUGAAGUGCAUCCGCUCGGAAUGUUUAGGGUUAAUGUACCACUCCAGAAUUUCCCUCCUUUUUCGGAAGCUUUCCAAUGUCCGGUUGGAAGCGCUAUGAAUCCGCACAAGAAGUGUAGAAUAUGGAUUGAGAAGUUUUUCACAAUCAUCAGCGAUGUCUCUCGAGAUAUUGGUUAUGCACUUGAAGAACGUGCAAUGCCCUUAGAUUUAGGAGCAGAAAUUUUUAAACUACUGGCUUUGAUCUCGUCCUUGUCUUUGAAAUUUCUUACUGAAAAUGAAGGGCUACGGAAAAUGAAAUGA
Molecule: messenger RNA, 1422 nt
Organism: Angiostrongylus costaricensis
Lineage: Eukaryota; Metazoa; Nematoda; Chromadorea; Rhabditida; Metastrongylidae
Source: the annotation of a GenBank genome assembly